Messenger RNA from Phlebotomus argentipes, 1148 nucleotides. RefSeq names its product RNA-binding protein with serine-rich domain 1-A (gene RnpS1). Gene Ontology annotation, molecular function: RNA binding. The record is from RefSeq and is a predicted model, not a curated record. Bases 126 to 1040 code for a protein of 304 amino acids. Gene Ontology annotation, biological process: mRNA splicing, via spliceosome. NCBI's taxonomy places the organism in Eukaryota, Metazoa, Arthropoda, Insecta, Diptera, Psychodidae. The transcript is spliced from 3 exons. Gene Ontology annotation, cellular component: nucleoplasm; cytoplasm; ASAP complex.
AGAUGGUAAAUAAAACGAGGGUGGCUUGAAACGUCAGGCCAUAUUUGUUUGUGGUCUGAAAAAUUGGAUAUUCGCACAGUAAUUCGCUCGGGAGUGUCUCAAAUAGCUAAGCUAUAGCUGCAAAGAUGGUGCGAGACCGGUCGGCGUCUGCUGACUCUGAUAAGGAGAAGCGAAAGGGGCGAAGCCGCGACAAAGACCGUAAGAAACGUGGCUCAGUAUCCAGCAGUAGCGAUAGCAGUGGCAGCUCGUCGGACAGUAGCUCGUCCCGGAGCAGUUCAGGAUCUCGUUCGAGCUCUUCGAGUUCCAGCAGUUCUUCGAGCAGCUCAUCCUCGAGCUCAAGCAGUGGGGCGGAACGAUCCAGGACAAAACGCAAGACUCUGACUAGAUCUCGAAGCAAGAGUCCAAUCAGCAAGGAUAAGGCCCUGAAGGAUGGAAAGGAUUUGCGUCGUUCACGCUCUAGGGAGCGUUCCCGUGAUCGUUCUCGUCGUCGCAGUGCCGACAAGGAUGACAAGGCGCACAGGAAGAGCCCCGAGAAGGCUUCCAGAGAUGCACGCAAUCGCUCACGCUCGGGAUCGCCGAGGAGCAAGCGCCGGAAGGAGCGUUCGGUGACUCCGCGACCGACACGCAUUCACAUUGGACGUCUCACACGCAAUGUGACUAAGGAUCACGUGGUGGAGAUCUUCAGUGUGUAUGGGGAGAUCAAGAACAUUGAGUUCCCCCUUGAGAGGGCUAUCAAUGCCACCAGGGGCUUCUGCUACGUGGAGUACGGCAGCCCUGACGACGCUGAGAAUGCUAUGAAACACAUGGACGGCGGACAGAUUGAUGGGCAGGAGAUAACAGCAGCUCCUGUGCUGGUGCCCAAGCAAAGGCCACCGCUUCGGCGUCCAUCGCCAAUGCGCAACAAUCGUGGAAUGCCACGGUGGCGAAUGUCGCCGAUGCGCUUCCGUCGUCGAUCCCCCAUGAGGCGCAACAGCCCACGUCGUCGUCGCAGUCCCAUCAGGAGACGUCGACACAGCAACAGCUCCGGAAGCUCUCGCUAGAGACACCGCGAAGGGCGAAAAGGUAAGCAAGGAACACAAUAUAAUCUCUCUUGGCUUGAAACACCCUUUAUUUUGAACUUGAAUAAAAGAUAUGCUCUGAAUAUCAAA